Spirodela intermedia is the source of this 5890-nucleotide messenger RNA. The record is from the annotation of a GenBank genome assembly. Lineage: Eukaryota; Viridiplantae; Streptophyta; Magnoliopsida; Alismatales; Araceae.
AUGGUCAACAAGUCGCCUUUCCAUAAUGGCUAUUGUUGUCAUUCUUCCAGACAUUUCUACCGGCCAGUUCGUUUUAGUCGUCCGUUGGACAAUAUAACAAUUUUCCAGGGAGGAGUUUCUUUUUAUGAAAAGAUAGAUCCCCUUCAAAGUUUCCAGGGAAUCCAUUCCAGCAGAAACUUUUAUAAUGAGAAUCUCAGACAGAGAACAUUGGGAAGGCCACACUCUUUAUUUUCAUCAUUUCUUUCCAGUAGCAACUUGCUUCACCCAAGAAACCUCGACAACCUUGGAUUCUCAGGCAACAAGUGCAAAACGUAUGAGCGUCAGCCAUUACUGAGAACGCAUUCUAGCUUCCAACCAAGCGAUGAUGAACUAACAAUUUCGGAAGUAGAUUCGUCUAUAUCUCCAGAUGAACCAAAUGAAGCUGCCUUAUCUGAAAGGGAUUCAGAGAAAGCACCCUCAUCAGCACAGUUUCCAAAACGCUGGGUGAUAGUUCUUCUAUGUUUUGCAGCAUUUCUCCUCUGCAACAUGGAUCGUGUAGGUUUUUAAUUUUCUUGUCUUCAAGCUUUUUAAGUGCUACGGAGUAUCUAAGAUUUAUUUUUUAUUCAGGUAAACAUGAGUAUUGCCAUCCUUCCGAUGUCAGCAGAAUUUAACUGGAAUCCUGCAACCGUGGGACUAAUCCAAUCGUCUUUUUUCUGGGGUUAUCUGCUUACUCAGGUUUGAAUCUUUCGUGACCAUCUGUAAUUGAAAUAUUGUCUCGUUUUGAGCACUUUUAUUUUACUUUUAGGCUUAUACUUGAGAAAGCAAGUUACUUUUAACAGAGGGGAAUUUCGCUCGUGUCAAAAAGGACCAUUUGUGCUCUUAUUAUUGUUGUAGCCAUUUGUUAAUCCCCUCUCUCUAUCAUCUUGACGUGAAGCACUUUCUUCAUGGUAACCUUUUCGAGGAAGCCUCCCCUAGCCUCUUCUAUGGUCUUCUGUUAACCCUGCAUAUUUGUCAUCUUCACAAGGCCAUAUAAAGACUUAAAUAUUCUCACCGCUGAUGGUUUGAGCGGUUCCAGUAAGGCCGUUCCUUAUUCCAAUUUCUGUGGGAAUGCCAAGGACUAUGUUGUCUUCAUGGUGUGUCAUUCUUCUUCUUCUUCUAUAUCUCGAUGGCAUAGUCAUCAAGGGUUAUCACUGUGGCGCUUCAGCUCGAGUUUCACCCUUAUCAUCAAGGGUUAUCACUGUGGGGCUAUAUCAAAUUCGGGCAUAAUCCGUUUUCUUUGAUGGCACUCCUUAGUCCUUUUUCUCGCCCUCUACUCACUCUUUGGUGUUGACAUAGUACCCUUCAUCAUUUUUUCUCUGUGUCAUCAAUUGUGCCUAUGAAGCUGUGUGUUUGUUCAUUUGUGCCUCAACUUGGGCCGAUGAUUCUAGUUAUCUUCUCUCUACUACAGGCUUCUGCAACUUUAGAUUAGACUGAAAGCAAUUUAAUUCCAUGCUUGACAAAGAUGUAGUGAAACUAUUUUCAGGAAUAACGAACAGAUGAGAAUAAAUUCUACUCAGAUUUAUGAACAGAAUAAUAGCAAAAUCGUCUCAUUUGUGGCAUUUUUUUGUCUCCGUGCGAGCUUAUAUUUAAUUCGUUGACAUUUAGGAAAGUUCUCUCUAGAUUUGAUGGCCAGUCUAUAUUGAAUUAUUUUCAUGUCAUUUUUAUGGCAGCACUAACCCUAUAAAUUAUGAUUUUUUUUGUUCAAGUAUUGUGUUUUAAUACCGAAUGUCUUUAUAUAGUGCAGAUCGUCGGAGGAAUAUGGGCAGAUAAGCUUGGUGGUAAGCUUGUUCUAGGUUUUGGGGUUGUUUGGUGGUCAGUAGCUACGGUUCUUACACCUAUUGCUGCUCGGUUUGGGCUCCCUUUCUUGCUCUUUGCUCGAGCUUUGAUGGGCAUUGGUGAGGUUAGCUUCUUAUUCUCUCGUAGUCAUAAUGAUGCUGGCCUUCGAGCUCAUUUUCUUAUAGGUUUUUUCUUUCUCGACUAUAAUUGAUAACUGUUUCUACUUUACCGCGCAGUAAAUAGGUUAUUAAUAAAAAAAUGAUAAAUGUAUUUUCCAUUGAAUGGCUAUUGAUCUGCUGAUAGUGUUCCAUACAUUGUGCUUUCACAACUGAUGUUCCAAAAUUUUCCGUUUGGUUUUUUUCUGGGAGUUCUGGACCUGUGUAAUGUCUCUUCUUACUUGGCCACAAUGUUUCUUUUCAUCUUCUUGACAGCGACUCUGUUCAUGAUACCUUGAAGAAAAAUUUUACGAUAAGUUUGAUUCAUGUUUCAAAAGUCCAACCAAAUAUUGUCGCAUUCUUGUAGCCUUGUUAUUGUAUUUUGAGCGUUGACAUUAGUAUCACGGUGCUCUGUUUUAUUCGUUUAUGAAAGAGAUGGUAUUUGUGAAAUUCAACCUCAUAUAUGGGCACAAUUCUCAUUGCUUCGUUUCUCACUUACUGGUUGUCUUCGAAUGCAUUUCCAAUUUAAUGUGGUAUUAUACAUCUCCAAUUUACUUUAAAAUUAUGCAAAAUAUGCUUUAUCAUUGUGGACAUUAGCUUAUUUCACUUCUUUAAACCUGGUUCUCUGAAUUACAGGGCGUUGCUAUGCCUGCCAUGAAUAAUUUACUCUCAAAAUGGAUCCCUGUAUCUGAGAGAAGUCGAUCACUUGCUCUGGUGUACAGUGGCAUGUACCUUGGUUCUGUCACUGGGUUGGCUUUCUCUCCCAUUCUCAUUGAUAAGUUCGGAUGGCCUUCUGUCUUCUACUCUUUUGGCUCUCUGGGAAGCCUCUGGUUUGCAUUGUGGCAGAGUAAGGUAAAAUCCAUCAGUGUUCUUGACUUUUAAUCCUUACUGCUCAACUUUCUAUUUCCCUUUUCUUUUCUUUUCUUUUUUUGGUGUGAAACGGACAGUGAUUCCUCAAUGUUCAGUUUGUAGCUCAUAUUUGUGCAUGUCAUAUUCGAUUUCUUUCCAUAGACCAGAAAGUAUAUCACUGCAUAUGAUAUCUCCAUUUUUACCUCGAGAGACUCAUAGGAUGUCUGUCCACAACUGAAUCUUCCUCAAUGACACGUCUCCUCUCAUGAGACUAACACAUUGUAAAGCACUUUUUAUGAUGUUCACGGCAUUUUGUUAUAUCAGCGUGUCUCCGUGCAUUUCUAACCUGUCCCUGUUGUCUAUUAGGCGUACAGCUCUCCUCGAGAGGACCCAGAAAUUUCCGAAAACGAGAAGAAGCUUAUUUUAGGUGCUAAUCUGUCGAAGGAUCCUGCUUCAGAUAUUCCGUGGAGAUUAAUUCUAUCAAAAGCUCCUGUCUGGGCUCUUAUCAUCUCUCACUUCUGCCAUAAUUGGGGCACAUUCAUUCUCCUUACAUGGAUGCCCACAUAUUACAACCAGGUAAAGUACUGUCUGUUGCUAUGCCUAUGCGUGGACGGUGUCCACUGUCAUGCUCCCAUCGCGGGGGUCCACUGAACGAAUCUGAGGAGAUCCAGGAAGGCUUAUUAAAUAGGUUUUUUUUCGGCUGGUUGACGAUCCAGCGUCCCAAAUCAACAUAAGGUUGGGUUCGGUGGCGGGAAAGGGGUUCCUGAGGUCACUCGGGAAGACAUAAUUUAUAAAGGGAAACAAUUAUAAUCCGUUUUGACUUCAGUCUGAUUCUCAAGUGUUUCCCAUCAUCUUUUCUUUUCUGCUGAAAUGAAAAUGGAAAUUUUUAUUUGCAUGUUUAUCUAAAAAUUAUGUAUAAUUUAUAGAAAAACAUAUAGUCUCCCAUUCACUUUAAUAUGGAGAAGUUAUAAAAAGAAACAAUCAUAGUCCGUUUUCACGUCAGUCUGAUUGCUUAAGAGUUUCCCAUCAGCUUUGCUUUUCUUUUGAAAUGAAAAUGAAAUUGUUCUUUGCAUGUUUUUUCUAUAAAUUAUUUAUAAUAUAUCGUCAAAAAGCAGUCGUCUCAGAGAUCUUCUGCCUUCAUCCUGGAUUCCUGUUUCUCAUUCUAGGACAGCAGGCAAGUGUCGUGGUAUCAAUCUGAACUGUAUUCAAAUCCUCUGUUCUACUAGCGUUCAUCUUUUUUCUUGGAUACCUUCAUCAGUUUCACCUUUGUUAGCCACCUGUCCGAGGGUGGCACUUUGCCUGCCCCUGCCACUUCUCAGCUUCCCUCUGUGAAUGGUUCCAUGUAUAUCUCUCAGACGGCCGAGAUUUCUGUGAAUUUUAGUGGUUUUAGAAAAGCUAUUGAUAUACAUAUCAUUAUUAUUUUUUAGAUUCUCAAAACAGAGUAAUAAAGAAACUUCAUUCUUCGCAGUGAUGCAAAAAACUCUCCUCUUUCGAGUGUUUGCAUGUCCAUGUUUCUAGGAUUUUAAAUGAUUUCGAAGUCCAAAGUGUCUGAAAGCUUUUGUGGUCCUUGAGGAGUGGAGAACACCUGGUCAAUGGUAACCAUUAGAUUUCAAUGGGAACUCCUAAAAGAGGGCUCCUCGUCAUAUAUCCCUGCACAUCCCCCUCGUGGUUUUCCUGAUUGAAUCAAAAUUCACAGUGCUCCGUAUGAUAUCUAGAUUUGUAUACAAGAUUACCAUUGACCAAGCUCGCUAUUGCUUAAGCUUCAUCUGCAUGAUCCCUCCACGGCAACCUUGGUUCAUAAUAUGGGUACAGUUCAAGUGCUUGGUUAGGCUUAGGCUCAAUAGUUUGGGUACAGGCGAAAUUUAUGGACGGCAGAGUCGAGCUGGAUGAAGCUCCUACCUGUGAUCCAUACUCGAACUUGUGCUCAAUCCCUCUAUGAACUUGUUCAUCUUUAUAUGAUGUUAAGCAUUGAUAUAAAUAGAGCCCUCGAAUCAUAGGUUUCUGACGCAGCAUUGUUAUUAUUAGAGCUUUCUGUGACUCUUAAUGCUUUUUUCUUCAUUAUCCGUCUGCAUGCACAGACGCUCAUCUCGGUGAAUUUGCGCAGGUAUUGAAGUUUAAUCUGACUGAGUCUGGACUAUUCUGUGUUCUACCAUGGUUGACCAUGGCUGUGUUUGCAAACAUAGGGGGUUGGAUUGCAGAUACUCUUGUCCAGAAAGGGUUGUCCAUAACCACGGUUCGGAAGGUAAACACCCCCCCCCCCCCCCCCCUCUUCAAGGCUGCUUACAACUCUUCCCGUUGACUCGGUGCUCAACAUGGCCUCUAUGAAGAAUCUUCUUCUUGACUUUCCCGUUGACUGAUGAAGACUCUCCCAAACAACGCUCCACGGGUUUAUUUUCAGCUGUACAUAAAUUCUUACUCUGGCUGGGCUUCACUUGUCGCAGAUUAUGCAGUCGAUUGGGUUUCUUGGGCCGGCGUUCUUCCUCACCCAGCUGGGCCGUGUCCGUACUCCGGCCAUGGCGGUGCUCUGCAUGGCCUGCAGCCAGGUGCUCCUCCUCCUCCUCCUCCUCCUCCUCCUCCUCCUCCGGCUAUGAACCCUCAAUUCUCAUCUCUUUACGCUGCGAUGGGCCGAGUCACCGAAGCCCGGGUUUGCUUCUUACCUUCACCGGCCCUUUCGACCUGCAGGGCAGCGACGCCUUCUCGCAGUCUGGUCUGUAUUCGAACCACCAGGACAUCGGGCCCCGCUACGCCGUAAGAGCGCAUCUUUACUGUGAUUUAAUGCAAGUUUAGAUGGAAUGGCUUCAUAUCGGUUGCUCCUCCCUGUAGGGAGUGCUGCUGGGGCUGUCCAACACGGCCGGAGUGUUGGCCGGCGUCUUCGGCACCGCCGCCACCGGAUACAUCCUCCAACGAGGCACGCCGACGAGCUUCUCCCUCUCUGCCCCUCUUCUCAUAUAAUUGUUUCCCGAUUUGGGGCUGAAUGCGUUUUCGCCCUCCCAGGUUCCUGGAACGACGUCUUUAAGGUGGCCGUGGCCCUGUACCUCGUGGGAACUCUGGUUUGGAACCUGUUCUCAACUGGGGAGAAGAUUCUCGACUGA